UUCUUUAUUCUAUGGCGUGCCGUCGUGCGAGGUGUGCGCAUGUGGCGCGGCGGUUUAUUGAAGCGCAUUUCACCAUUGACCGGCAUCCUUGUGAGAACGCCGCGAAGCACCAGUGCGUUUAAUAACGGGGCAUCGCAGCGCUCCUGUUGCGAUGCAGAUCGACAGCAUAGCUGCUGUACUAGAGCAGCUUCUGUCACCCGUGGGCAUCGAAACAUACCCUUUCAAGAUUUCGUGGUACAACGAAUGCGUGCCGGACGUGUUCAAGUUCCCGUACCACCCGGACACCGUGUGUUUCGUGGCGAUCAGCACACCGUCGACGUUUGAGAAGGCGUUCUUGCCUUUCAUCCUGGACAACCGGAACUCUUCGCUGAAGGACCCGUACGAUCAGUGCAUGAGUGCAUGCUUCGCCAGAGUCAAGCAGGCUUUUCCUGGUGAUGUGCUGGAGGUGAUUCAAGACUUUGAACUGCACCUCAACCGGCGACCAAAGGUCAUCAUGCAGACUGCUGGUCAUGUUGCUGGUGCUGUCCACUACUACAGCUGUAGGGGCAUGCAGUUUGACGAGGAACUACCACCAAAAAAGAGGCUCCUUGGGGUCAGCAUUCACCCACGGUACGGCGGGUGGUUUGCAUUCCGGGCCGUGUUUAUUUUCCGCAAUGUCACCGCACCCGAGCUCCAACGGAGGCAGCCAGUGGACGUUGUUUGUUCCGAUGACCAGCGGACAAACCUUGUGCGCCUCUUCAACUUCUCGUGGCGUGAUGGACGCUAUCGUGACAUCAUUGAUGUCGAGGAGCGCUACUCUGCAAAGCAGCAGGAAUACUUCAACACGCUACCUGGCCAGAGGUGGCAGCUCAUUGAGAAGUGGAGGCAAGAGGCCAGCUCUUGUGGGCAGCUCAACGGGUGCUCUUGAUGACUGAUGCCGCUGUUAGCAGGGGAAAAUUCCCGCCCGCAUUCCUCAGGAAAACUGUGUAAAAAAGAAGCCACCACAGUGAAAGCUGCACGUUGGAAAAGAACAAGGAAAUCGAUUGCAUUUUGCAAAAUUUGGAUAUGCGACACACACAAAAAGGUAUCUGAGUGAGUUGGUUUAUCUCGCUGGAAACGUUGCUGUGGCAUAAAAGACAAAAGACAGAAGGAAUAUGUGGUGAAACAGCUGCCUACAGGAAAAGUGAGGCCUUGGACCAAACAUUUUUUUUACAUCUUUUCUCUUUGAGAUAUGCUGCUGAAAACUUGUGCUACAUAUUCUUAAUGCCCUGUACUUAACUUGAAUAUGGCGUCAUUUUCGUUUAUCUUUUUGUGGUUAUAAUUUUAUGCAAGUUUAUUUAAUUUUUCUGCAAAUAUUUGCAAAUUAUCAGUUUCUCAGAUUUCACUAAACUGGGCAUCUUCUGAAUGAUUCAAGGAAUGCCGUUGUGAAAGAGUUGUGAAAGUUGUGAAACAAGAGUUGUGAAACAACGCAGAGUUGUGAAAGUUUGAAGAUAAGCUUUAUAAGAACACUUUCUCAAUUUUGAACUUCACAAUCUAAUAUAUAUAUGUGUGUGUGUUGCAUACAUACAUAAUACGUAAUACAUACUGCAUGUAUGUAGUACAGGUUUUCAGCACCAUUCCUUAAUAUGGAAGGCUUUUCCAAAUGUUUGGUCCAAGUCCCCACUCUCCCUUUCUGUGCCACUUUCCAACAACCGUUUGCACUUUUUUGCGCAUCUUUGUCCUUUGUGCUGCGUUCACAUCACCAGCAAGUCAUGCAUGAGCAAUUACCUUCAGGCUAAUGCUUCUGUAGGUCAAGUUGCCUUUGUGAUGAUUUUAUUGUCAUCUUCAGGAUAUUGAUGUGGUCGUCAUUGUGGCAUGGCCAACACCAAGUGCUUUUGUUGACAGGCACACGUACCAAUACUUGCCUGCCACUUAAAUUUUUCCACAUUGUUGCAGAGCUGUUGUCUUGUAUAAACGCACAGGUGUAAUGGCUGCUCUUAUUUGCAUAUAUUUAUUUUCAUCAUCAUAUCAGUGAUGAGGGCAAUGAGUUGUGAUAUUGAGGUAAUAAUAAGUCCACAAAUGGAUUUAACCUUUUUUAGGUUCUAGUGGUUGUAUUUCGCUGAAUUGCUUUGCACGAUGUGAAAAAAAGAAAUGAAGAAAACUGUGUGCAUCUGGUAUCAGUGCAAAAUUUGGGGCACUCAGAGACAGUGAUGUUGUCUGUUUCUUUGAAUUAUGUCAGUAAUCUCGUGCCUGUUUAGUGCACAACAAAAUUCUACAAGUAGGCAACCCUGUAAAAUGUUUACCUAGGUGCGUGUGCAUACUGAACAGUAGCUCUCGAAUUGCAGUAAGAUGGUGCUCUACUCCGGGAGUUCCUAUGUGAAUGCAUAGGAACAGGGAAAUCGUAUUGCUCAGUAUAGGCUGCACCAAAGUCAGAGAGGGUUGUUGCGUUUCAAAAAAAAAAAAGUUAAAAUCUAAAGACUGCAGGAGCAGAUAUUUCAUUUUAGCCACAAGUUUCUUUCACAAAAUUGAGCACUAUAGUGAACCUUUAGAAGAAAACAUGAAGUUUACAUCUCUAACUCGGCAAUAAAUAUUCUCGUAAACAUUGUAACAGUGAUGACUGAAGUGGCUCCAACCAAAAAAAUAAUUUUUGUGUAAGCUGUUCAACUUUGUUCACUUCAGAUGCUCUACUAACAGAUGCAAUUUACGGAACAAUGAUAGUGUCUGGUGCUUUUCAGACUUAUGGAUUUGUAAACAUUGUUUUUCUUUCUUUGAAACUGAAAUGUUCAGCACUUUUUAAAAAACAAGCAAAUUGGGUUCUCAACGAAAAUAUCGCCUAACAGCAGGGCUUAAAGUCUCCCUUCAGUGGAAGGGGGGCCCACACAUGUGCAGGUACAGAUGCUCAUAUAUGUGUAUGUCCGUGAAGUGUUGAAUCCCAAGAUCCGGCAGUGAAACAAGUCAAAGAAUGUAAGCAUGCAGGAAAAAUACCAUGAUUUUACUGACGUUUUGGCAGGGGACCAGCCUUCACUCCAACGAAAACCAGCUGCUGGCAGACAUGUCAGUAACAUCUUCGUAUUUUUGCUAUGUACUUCUAUUCUUUGACUUACGUACGUACGUACGUACGUACGCACGCACGCACGUACGUACAUACAUACAUACAUACAUACACACACACACACACACACACAUACAUACAUACAUACAUAGAAGACGAAGGGUUUCGCACCAGACCUGAAGAUAUAACAUUCAAAAAAGAAAAAAGAUGAAGGUUACGACAUAUGCUUUUACCGGGGUUUUGGCUGGAGGACCGGCUGAAACGUCAGAGUGGUGGCGCUGGCUAAUAAUUUUAAGGUCUUUUAG
This is a messenger RNA of Dermacentor albipictus, 3315 nucleotides long. Its product is annotated as cyanocobalamin reductase / alkylcobalamin dealkylase-like. The record is from RefSeq and is a predicted model, not a curated record. Gene Ontology annotation, molecular function: cyanocobalamin reductase (cyanide-eliminating) (NADP+) activity; FAD binding; demethylase activity. NCBI's taxonomy places the organism in Eukaryota, Metazoa, Arthropoda, Arachnida, Ixodida, Ixodidae. Gene Ontology annotation, cellular component: cytoplasm. Gene Ontology annotation, biological process: cobalamin metabolic process.